Cordyceps militaris CM01 is the source of this 735-nucleotide messenger RNA. Its product is annotated as ER-associated proteolytic system protein Der1, putative. Lineage: Eukaryota; Fungi; Ascomycota; Sordariomycetes; Hypocreales; Cordycipitaceae. Gene Ontology annotation, cellular component: endoplasmic reticulum membrane; Hrd1p ubiquitin ligase ERAD-L complex. Gene Ontology annotation, biological process: endoplasmic reticulum unfolded protein response. Bases 1 to 735 code for a protein of 244 amino acids. Gene Ontology annotation, molecular function: ubiquitin-specific protease binding; misfolded protein binding. The transcript is spliced from 2 exons. The record is from RefSeq and is a predicted model, not a curated record.
AUGGAUCAGGCGAUGGAUGGUGCCCGUUUGCCCGUGGAGGCCUGGUUUUGGGAGACGCCUGUUUGCACGCGAUGGUGGACGACAGCGACGCUGCUCGCCAGUGCCCUGGUCCAGUGCCGCAUCGUCUCACCAUAUCAGCUCUUCUACAGCUACCGAGCUGUCUUUCAUAGAUCACAGUAUUGGCGCCUCGUGACGUCGUUCCUCUAUUUCGGUCCGUUCUCGAUCAAUCUACUCUUCCACAUAUACUUCCUUCAGCGAUACGCGCGCCUUCUCGAAGAAUCAUCCGGCCGGUCGCCCGCUCACUUCUCCUGGCUUUUGCUUUAUGCCAUGCUUAGCCUCAUCAUCAUGUCCCCGCUCGUCUCGUUGCCGUUCCUAGGCCAUCCGCUUUCUUCGACUCUUGUAUAUAUUUGGUCCCGGAAAAACCCAGAAACGCAGCUCAGCUUUCUGGGCGUUCUUGUCUUCACCGCUCCAUACUUGCCGUGGGUGCUGAUGGGCUUCAGUCUCAUCAUGCACGGCAACAUUCCCAAGGACGAAAUCAUGGGUGUUGUCAUUGGACAUGUCUGGUACUUUUUCACGGACGUGUACCCCCCCCUUCACAACGGCUCGCGACCCCUAGAUCCGCCAGCAUGGUGGCGCAGGCUUUUUGAAGGGCGGCCUGCGCGCCCCUCGACCGACGACGUGGACGACUUGAUACACGCUCGGGUCCACGAUGCGGCAGUCGCCGAAGCUCGCUAG